Trichechus manatus latirostris (Florida manatee) is the source of this 4857-nucleotide messenger RNA. RefSeq names its product PH domain and leucine rich repeat protein phosphatase 1 (gene PHLPP1). The record is from RefSeq and is a predicted model, not a curated record. NCBI's taxonomy places the organism in Eukaryota, Metazoa, Chordata, Mammalia, Sirenia, Trichechidae. The transcript is spliced from 17 exons. Gene Ontology annotation, molecular function: protein binding. The coding region runs from base 257 to 3871 and encodes 1204 amino acids.
GCCCGAGCCCUGCGCCCUGCCUUCGUCCCCGACGUCCUCCCCGCCGCCGCUGCAGCCCAAGGCCGCGAGGGGCGGCGACGGGCCUCGGGCGGAAAAGGCGGCCGCGGAGAAGGCGACCCCGCCGCCCACCCUGUACGUGCAGCUCCACGGAGAGACCACCCGGCGGCUGGAGGCGGACGAGAAGCCACUGCAGAUCCAAAAUGACUACCUCUUCCAGCUGGGAUUCGGGGAGUUGUGGAGGGUGCAGGAGGAAGGCAUGGACUCGGAGAUCGGCUGCCUCAUCCGCUUCUAUGCAGGAAAACCUCACAGCACUGGUAGUUUGGAACGGAUUCAACUCUCAGGAAUGUAUAAUGUUCGUAAAGGCAAAAUGCAGUUGCCAGUGAACCGAUGGACAAGACGCCAAGUCAUCCUGUGUGGGACCUGCCUAAUAGUAUCAUCUGUAAAAGACAGCGUGACCGGAAAGAUGCAUGUUCUGCCACUAAUUGGUGGAAAAGUAGAAGAAGUGAAAAAGCACCAGCACUGUUUAGCAUUUAGCUCCUCUGGACCCCAAAGCCAGACUUACUACAUUUGUUUUGAUACUUUCACAGAGUAUUUAAGGUGGCUUCGACAAGUCUCCAAGGUUGCAUCACAGCGUAUUAGCUCAGUGGACCUCUCGUGUUGUAGCCUGGAGCAUCUGCCUGCCAACCUCUUCUACAGCCAAGACCUCACUCAUCUCAAUUUAAAACAAAACUUCCUAAGGCAAAACCCCAGCCUACCAGCUGCCAGAGGGCUCAAUGAACUGCGAAGGUUCAGCAAGUUGAAGAGUCUUAACCUUUCCAAUAAUCAUCUAGGAGACUUCCCGUUAGCAGUGUGCAAUAUUCCAACCCUGACAGAGCUGAAUGUGUCCUGCAACGCCUUGAGAGCAGUUCCAGCCGCCGUCAGAGUCAUGCACAAUUUACAGACAUUUUUGUUGGAUGGAAAUUUUCUCCAGUCACUUCCUGCUGAGUUGGAGAACAUGCACCAGCUUAGUUAUCUUGGUCUUUCUUUCAAUGAAUUCACUGACAUUCCAGAGGUAUUGGAGAAAUUGACUGCUGUGGAUAAACUUUGUAUGUCUGGAAACUGUAUGGAGACUCUGAGGCUACAGGCUUUAAGAAAAAUGCCUCACAUUAAACAUGUGGAUCUAAGAUUAAACAUAAUUAGGAAGUUAAUAGCAGAUGAAGUGGACUUCCUGCAGCAUGUCACUCAGCUUGACCUGCGUGACAAUAAACUGGGUGAUCUAGAUGCUAUGAUUUUCAACAACAUUGAAGUUCUGCACUGUGAAAGGAAUCAACUGGUAACAUUGCGCAUUUGUGGCUAUUUCCUAAAAGCACUGUAUGCCUCUUCUAAUGAACUUGUUCAACUUGAUGUUUACCCAGUUCCAAAUUAUCUGUCCUACAUGGAUAUUUCAAGGAACCGCUUAGAAAAUGUGCCUGAGUGGGUAUGUGAAAGCCGAAAGCUGGAAGUUUUGGAUAUUGGCCGUAAUCAAAUAUGUGAGCUUCCUGCACGCUUGUUUUGUAAUAGUAGUCUUCGGAAACUACUGGCAGGACACAACCAGCUGACAAGGCUACCUGAAAGGCUAGAAAGAACCUCAGUGGAGGUCUUGGACGUGCAACACAACCAGCUCCUUGAACUGCCGCCCAACCUUCUGAUGAAGGCUGACAGCCUGAGAUUCCUGAAUGCAUCUGCGAACAAACUGGAAACCCUCCCUCCAGCCACACUUUCUGAAGAGACAAGCAGCAUCUUACAAGAGUUGUAUUUGACAAAUAACAGCCUCACAGAUAAGUGUGUGCCCUUGUUAACAGGGCACCCCCAUCUGAAGAUCCUCCACAUGGCCUAUAACCGACUUCAAAGUUUCCCAGCAAGUAAAAUGGCAAAACUAGAGGAACUUGAGGAAGUUGAUAUCAGUGGGAAUAAACUGAAAGCCAUCCCGACCACCAUCAUGAGCUGCAGGCGCAUGCACACCGUGAUCGCUCACUCCAAUUGCAUUGAAGUCUUUCCUGAGGUUAUGCAGCUCCCAGAAAUUAAGUGCGUGGACCUGAGCUGUAAUGAGCUAAGCGAAGUCACUUUACCAGAAAACCUGCCUCCAAAACUGCAAGAACUAGACCUGACUGGAAACCCCCGACUUGCCCUCGAUCACAAAACCCUGGAACUGCUGAAUAAUAUCCGUUGUUUCAAGAUUGACCAGCCUUCAGCAGGAGACGCCUCAGGAGCCCCAGCCGUAUGGAGCCAUGGUUACACUGAAGCUUCCGGGGUGAAAAACAAGUUGUGUGUUGCUGCCCUGUCAGUGAACAACUUCUGUGACAACCGGGAGGCCCUGUAUGGUGUAUUUGAUGGAGACCGCAAUGUGGAGGUGCCCUACCUUCUCCAGUGCACCAUGAGUGACAUUCUGGCUGAAGAACUACAGAAAACAAAGCAUGAAGAAGAGUACAUGGUCAAUACAUUCAUUGUUAUGCAAAGGAAACUGGGAACUGCUGGGCAGAAACUUGGAGGUGCUGCUGUCCUUUGUCAUAUCAAGCAUGACCCUGUGGACCCAGGUGGGUCCUUCACCUUGACCUCAGCUAACGUGGGCAAGUGCCAGACGGUUCUCUGUCGGAACGGGAAGCCAUUACCUCUGUCUAGAUCUUACAGCAUGAGCUGUGAGGAAGAACUGAAGAGAAUCAAACAGCACAAGGCCAUCAUCACAGAGGACGGCAAGGUGAAUGGCGUGACCGAGUCCACCCGCAUCCUGGGCUACACGUUCCUCCACCCCAGCGUGGUGCCUCGUCCCCAUGUGCAGUCCGUGACGCUGACCCCACAGGAUGAGUUCUUCAUCCUCGGCAGCAAGGGCUUGUGGGACAGCCUGUGCAUCGAGGAGGCCGUGGAGGCCGUGCGGAACGUGCCUGACGCCCUGGCCGCUGCCAAGAAGCUGUGCACCCUGGCCCAGAGCUAUGGCUGCCACGACAGCAUCAGUGCGGUGGUGGUACAGCUCAAUGUCACCGAGGACAGCUUCUGCUGCUGUGAGCUCAGUGCCAGCGGGGCAGUACCUCCGCCCAGCCCAGGCAUCUUCCCCUCCUCCGUCAACAUGGUCAUCAAGGACCGGCCCUCUGACGGGCUGGGCGUGCCCUCCUCCAGCAGCGGCAUGGCCUCGGAGAUCAGCAGCGAGAUCUCCACCUCGGAGAUGAGCAGCGAGGUGGGGUCGACAGCCUCUGACGAGCCCCCCUCCGGAGCCCUGAACGAGAGCAGCCCCGCGUACCCCAGUGAGCAGCGCUGCAUGCUUCAUCCCAUCUGCCUCUCCAACUCCUUCCAGCGUCAGCUGUCCAGUGCCACCUUCUCCAGCGCCUUCUCUGACAAUGGGCUUGACAGUGAUGAUGAACAGCCCAUCGAGGGCGUCUUCACCAAUGGCAGCCGGGUGGAGGUGGAGGUGGACAUCCACUGUAGCCGGGCCAAGGAGAAGGAGAGGCAGCAGAGCCUGCUACAGGUGCCAGCUGAGGCCAGCGAUGAGGGCAUUGUCAUCAGUGCCAACGAGGACGAGCCCGGACUGCCCAGAAAAGCAGACUUUUCUGCAUUGGGGACCAUUGGGCGCCGGAGGGCUAAUGGCUCAGUAGCACCCCAGGAAAGGAGCCACAAUGUGAUAGAGGUGGCCACGGAUGCACCUCUCCGAAAGCCUGGGGGCUACUUUGCUGCCCCAGCUCAGCCGGAUCCUGAUGACCAGUUUAUCAUACCCCCAGAGCUGGAAGAAGAAGUCAAAGAAAUCAUGAAGCAUCACCAGGAACAGCAGCAGCAGCAGCAGCAACAACCGCAGCUACAGCAGCAGCCACCGCAGCGGCAGUAUCCGAUGGACCAGCUGCUGGACUAUUACGAUACACCACUAUGACCUGGUCUGAACACUAUUUACAAAUAAACUAACCAAGAAAGACCGUGUUGCAAGAGUCUCCUAGGCUCACAUUAAACCAGGGGUUUUACUCCACCUCCUUCUCCCACUUCCCUCCCCCAACCUGUCUUUGCAGCUAAUCUGUAGGUUCUCUUUCUUUCCUGUUGUUUUUUUUUUUUUUUAAUAGUAAUUACCACUUUUCUUCUAGUGAUGCUUUACCAAUAUGAUUUAAAUUUGUUAACUUCUUCCCCUAACAUAUCAGAUGUGUAAAGACAAAGAACAAAAGUUUUAAUAUAUUACAGAGAAACAGUUAAUGUAAUAUUUUUUAAAAUGGCUUUUUGUUGUUUCGUUUGUUCGGAAGGCAAGGCAGGUUGCAAGUGCGAAAUGAUGUAGUAAUGUAAUUCUGUAUUUCUUUAGGGGAAAGGUUUUUUUUGUUUUUUUGUCUUGAAAAUGAUAGACAUUUGUAGAAUAUGGAGACUAACUCCUAGGAGUUGCUUUACUCUGUCAGGUGACUUAAGUCACUGGGACUCACUAAUUUUCUCUGCGAGAACAGUUGAUUGAGAUAUUUCUAUUGUAAACAGCUCAGUGUUGUAUAAUGAUGCUUAAAACGUUUUGUAGUCUCGGCAUAAGGACACAGCCUAAAUGACUGACUUUCCUCUUCCCCCCUCUGCCCACCCCUUCCUCGUAACCCACCUUUAGUUCCUGACAUGAUGAGGCUGAGCAGCUAGAGCCUCGCUCUUCACGAAAGGGCGAUCGAUCGUAGGCCACAAGACGGGAACCUGCGCCCAGGAGUCUCUGAACCACCCCCCCAACCGCCCCUACCCCUAGACUCCGAGACACUUUUUAAUUGUGUCCCUUACUGCUGCCACAUCAGCAUGACUGUAUAGGGUUUAACUAGAUUAUUUACAUACCAAGAGUUCUAUUAAAGCAGAAUGCACAAAUUGAACAAGUCAUAAUUUUUGUUAUAAUAAACAUAAAAUUUACAAGUA